Molecule: messenger RNA, 4422 nt
Organism: Homo sapiens (human)
Lineage: Eukaryota; Metazoa; Chordata; Mammalia; Primates; Hominidae
Gene: DENND1C
Product: DENN domain containing 1C
Exons: 22
Coding region: 1309-4125 (938 amino acids)
Cellular component (GO): cytosol; clathrin-coated vesicle
Molecular function (GO): guanyl-nucleotide exchange factor activity
Source: RefSeq, a predicted model, not a curated record
ACACAGGAAGCUGAGCCGGCUUGGGGCCCAGCAUACACAGGCCCCCAGGACCCCUGGGGAGAGGGCCCCGCUGGGCUGGCCCUGCAGGGACCAUGGAAUCCAGAGCUGAGUAAGAGCCACCCCAUCCCUCAUUCUCUGGUACAAGAUUCCCGGGCCAGGCCUGAGCCGGGGCAGAGGGGAGCUGGGGCUGGAGCAGGCCCGGGAGGUGCAGUGACCUGCCAGGGCAGGUGGCUGGAAUCAGAUACUCCAUGGGCCUCCGCUAUGACCUUCACUCUGGGACAGGCCACUCUCGGUCCCCUCCUCUCUCUCUCUCUCUCUCUCUCUAUCCAGCUCCUGUGAUUAUGUCUAUAGCUCUGUGAAUGCAUGUACCCCUCUGAGCUUUGUCCUUGGUAUGUCUGAGUGAUGGCUUCAGGGGGUCCACAGGGCGGAUGAUCAGGGCAGAGGGGAGGCUGGGUGUUGGUAUGAGUGGGUGAUCGUGUGUGACUUGUGUCGGCGUGAGGGUGAAGUGCUGGGGUACCCAUGGUGGGGACUGUGUGUGCAACUGGGCGGGACAGUGUGUGUGCAGCUGAUCUCCCUCUAGAUCUCCCUGUCUCUCUCCUUGAGCCCAAGGCUGCCUCUUCUGCUUGAUAUGGGGGCAGAGGAGGAAAGCAGAGAUUGCAGGGCUUACAGUAAGUACCUAGGUAUCCUGCCCUCCUUUCUCUGAUGAGACAUGUGGGACCAGCCACGAGGGUUCUAUGGGGUCUCACACACAGAGACACACAGCCAGCCCACAAGGAUCCCACGCGGUUACCCAGUGACACUCACAGCUGUACAGGAAAAUAUAGAUGUCAUUCACUUGCUCGGGCACACACACUCACAUCUAUACAAGAAAAUAUAGAUGGCAUGGCUAGAUGCAGUGACUCAAGCCUGUAAUCCCAGCAAUUUGGGAGGCUGAGGCGGGCAGAUCACCUGAGGUCAGGAGUUUGAGAACAGCCUGGCCAGUAUGUGAAACCCUGUCUCUACUAAAAAUAUGAAAAUUAGCUGGGCGUGGUGGCGGGCACCUGUAAUCCCAGCUACAGGGAGGCUGAGGCAGGAGAAUCGCUUGAACCUGUGGGGUGGAGGUUGCAGUGAGCCAAGAUCGUGCCACUGUACUCCAGCCUGGGUGACAAAGCAAAACUCCAUCUCAAAAAAAUAGAUAGAUAGAUAGAUAGAUAGAUAGAUAGAUAGAUAGAUAGAUAGAUAGAUAGGUGGGUGGGUGGAUGGAUAGGUGGGUGGGUGGGUGGAUGGAUGGAUGGAUGGAUAGACAGAGACAGACAGACAGACAGAUAGAUGGAUAUAUAUAUAGAGAGAGAGAGAUGUAAUUCACUUAGCUUGGGACUGCACGGGCUGUCCUUCAUAUCUGUGCAGUCUCAUGCCACAGAUAUAGGAGACAGUCUCAUCUUUUCAGGCAGACAGCAGACAGGAUCACACACACACUGCCUGCUCACAAAAGCCAUGCACUCAGCCACACACAAUCAUACACAGCCACACACACACAGUCACACUUUCUCACUCCAUCCUGUACUUGUGUGUUCAAUUAACACUGCUGCACACACAGCCUCACACAACCACACACUCACAGCCACAAACCCCCAGAGUCAUGCACAUGCCGACGCACCUUGUGGCACAUGCACACACAACCACACUUGUGUGCAAAGUGGCAGACACAACCACACAUGCAUAGAAGCAAGUCUCUGGACCCCUUCUGCAUCCCACAGAGGGGGCUCCCCUGCUGUGUUUGAUUGGUUCUUCGAAGCGGCCUGCCCUGCCUCCCUGCAGGAGGAUCCCCCCAUCCUGCGGCAGUUCCCUCCAGACUUCAGGGACCAGGAAGCUAUGCAGAUGGUGCCUAAAUUCUGCUUCCCUUUUGAUGUGGAAAGGGAGCCCCCCAGCCCCGCCGUGCAGCAUUUCACCUUCGCCCUCACAGACCUUGCCGGCAACCGCAGAUUUGGUUUCUGCCGCCUGCGGGCGGGUACCCAGAGCUGUCUCUGCAUCCUCAGCCACCUGCCUUGGUUCGAGGUGUUUUACAAGCUAUUGAACACAGUGGGAGACCUCCUAGCCCAGGACCAAGUCACCGAGGCAGAGGAACUUCUUCAAAAUCUGUUUCAGCAGUCCCUGUCUGGGCCCCAGGCCUCAGUGGGGCUUGAGCUGGGCAGCGGAGUGACGGUCUCCAGCGGGCAGGGUAUCCCCCCCCCUACCCGGGGGAAUAGCAAGCCGCUUUCCUGCUUCGUGGCCCCGGACUCCGGCCGCCUGCCAUCCAUCCCUGAGAACAGGAACCUAACGGAGCUGGUGGUGGCCGUGACUGACGAGAACAUCGUGGGGCUGUUCGCGGCGCUCCUGGCCGAGAGAAGAGUCCUGCUCACCGCCAGCAAACUCAGCACCCUGACCUCGUGCGUCCACGCGUCCUGCGCGCUCCUGUACCCCAUGCGCUGGGAGCACGUGCUGAUCCCCACGCUGCCCCCACACCUGCUGGACUACUGCUGCGCGCCCAUGCCCUACCUCAUUGGAGUGCACGCCAGUCUCGCCGAGAGAGUACGAGAAAAAGCCCUGGAGGACGUCGUGGUGCUGAACGUGGACGCCAAUACCUUGGAGACGACCUUUAACGACGUGCAGGCGCUGCCUCCAGACGUGGUGUCCCUGCUGAGGCUCCGGCUCAGGAAGGUCGCCCUGGCCCCCGGGGAAGGGGUGUCCCGUCUCUUCCUCAAAGCCCAGGCCCUGCUCUUCGGGGGGUACCGCGACGCACUCGUCUGCAGCCCGGGCCAGCCAGUGACCUUCAGUGAGGAAGUCUUCUUGGCCCAGAAGCCUGGGGCACCUCUGCAGGCCUUCCACCGGCGGGCUGUGCACCUGCAGCUGUUCAAACAGUUCAUCGAAGCCCGGCUGGAGAAGCUCAACAAGGGGGAGGGCUUCUCAGAUCAAUUCGAGCAGGAGAUCACUGGCUGCGGGGCCUCCUCAGGGGCCCUUCGAUCCUAUCAGCUCUGGGCCGACAAUCUAAAGAAAGGUGGUGGCGCCCUCCUGCACUCAGUCAAGGCCAAGACCCAACCAGCCGUCAAGAACAUGUACCGCUCGGCCAAGAGUGGCUUGAAGGGGGUGCAGAGCCUUCUAAUGUAUAAGGAUGGGGACUCUGUCCUGCAGAGGGGGGGCUCUCUGAGGGCCCCAGCCCUCCCCAGCCGCUCAGACCGCCUGCAGCAACGCCUCCCAAUCACUCAGCACUUUGGAAAGAACCGGCCCCUUCGCCCCAGCAGGAGACGCCAGCUGGAAGAGGGAACUUCCGAGCCCCCAGGGGCGGGGACACCCCCACUGAGCCCUGAGGAUGAGGGGUGCCCGUGGGCAGAAGAAGCUCUGGACAGCAGCUUCUUGGGGUCUGGAGAAGAACUGGAUUUGUUGAGCGAGAUUCUGGACAGUCUUAGCAUGGGAGCCAAGAGCGCAGGCAGCCUGAGACCGAGCCAGAGUUUAGACUGCUGUCACAGAGGAGACCUGGACAGCUGCUUCAGCCUGCCCAACAUACCAAGAUGGCAACCAGACGAUAAGAAACUACCAGAGCCGGAGCCCCAGCCCCUUUCCCUGCCAUCCCUGCAAAAUGCCUCGUCUUUGGAUGCCACCAGCUCUUCAAAGGACUCCAGGUCCCAGCUGAUACCCUCAGAGUCCGACCAAGAAGUCACGUCUCCAUCCCAGUCCUCAACAGCUUCUGCAGACCCAAGCAUCUGGGGGGACCCCAAACCCUCUCCUCUCACAGAGCCCCUAAUUCUUCAUCUCACCCCUUCCCACAAGGCAGCUGAAGAUUCUACAGCCCAGGAAAACCCCACUCCCUGGCUCUCCACUGCACCCACUGAGCCCAGCCCUCCAGAAAGCCCCCAAAUUCUGGCCCCCACAAAGCCCAACUUUGAUAUAGCCUGGACGUCCCAGCCCCUUGAUCCUUCCUCAGACCCCAGUUCUCUGGAGGACCCCAGAGCCCGGCCUCCCAAAGCCCUGCUGGCAGAGCGCGCUCACCUCCAGCCACGGGAGGAACCAGGAGCCCUGAAUUCCCCUGCUACACCCACCAGCAACUGUCAAAAGUCCCAGCCCAGCAGCCGGCCCAGAGUCGCUGAUCUUAAGAAGUGCUUUGAGGGUUAAGAAUCAGGGGUCCAAGAGAGACCCCAGUCCCUCAAUAAAGCCACAAGAGCCCAAAAAAGCUGGUUUUUUUCCUGGUGAAUUUCUCUGGUGCCCUCACUCUGCUCGGAAAUCCAUCCCACCCACCUCUGUCCCUCCAAGGGCAGCCUCUCUAACUGGCUCCUAGCAGGGAAUUCCAGGAAGCCUCCUGGUCUUCUAGAAUCCUGGCAACCUUACAAUUCCUCUCGGCAUUUGUCACUUCCAUCUCAGCUAAUGCACCCACCAGCUCAAACACACCAAUAAAGCUUUUGUUACAUCUCA